AUGGAGGUUGGAAUGGAUCUAAUCCAUGAUUCUGGGGUCCAGAUGGUACAAUACCUCCAGACAAAUUACAAAGAUUCCCAAAACCUGUUCCUUUUCAUCUCAUUUGCUGCAGAUCUCCGAAAUACUUUCUUUGUCUUUUUCCCAAUCUGGUUCCAUCUUUGCCAGUCAGUGGGCAUCAAACUCAUCUGGGUGGCUGUGAUUGGUGACUGGUUGAACCUUGUCUUCAAAUGGAUCCUUUUUGGACAAAGGCCAUACUGGUGGGUCCAUGAAACGACCUACUAUGAAAACUCUUCAGUUCCAUUUGUUGUCCAGUUUCCUGUAACUUGUGAAACUGGACCAGGAAGCCCUUCCGGACAUGCAAUGGGUUCUGCUGGAGUUUAUUAUGUAAUGGUGACAGCACUUGACUCCAUUCUAGUUCAUGAAAAAUGCUCCUCCUUUAUAAAAUGGUGUUUACAUGCGGUAACAUGGACAGCAUUCUGGGGAGUUCAAAUCAGUGUCUGUUUGUCAAGGAUUUUUUUGGCUGCCCAUUUUCCACAUCAAGUUGUCACAGGUGUCAUUUCUGGUAUUCUUGUAGCUGAAAUGUUCAGUCAUACUCACCUAAUUUACAAGUCUAACUUGAAAAAGUAUAUCCAAACCACUCUCUUUCUGUUUAUCUUUGCUCUUGGAUUUUACCUUUUCCUGAAAGCAUUUGGAGUGGAUCUUCUGUGGUCUGUGGAGAAAGCUAAGAGGUGGUGUGCCAAUGACAAGUGGAUUCACAUCGACACAACCCCCUUUGCUGGCCUCCUAAGGAACCUGGGUACCCUCUUUGGACUUGGGUUAGCUCUCAACUCCCAGUUUUAUGUUGACGGUUGUAAAGGGAAUCAAGGUCAAAGACUCAGCUUCAAACUCAGCUGCAUUGUGUUUUCCAUAAUAGUUCUACAUUUAUUUGACUCCUUCAAACCACCAGCUAAGAUUGAACUGCUAUUUUACUUCUUGUCCUUCUGCAAGAGUGCUGCCGUACCUCUUACAGCUGUAGCGAUCAUCCCAUACUGUCUGUCUCACAUGGUGAACACACCCAACAAGAAGCAUUUUAGCACAGACUAA
Messenger RNA from Protopterus annectens (West African lungfish), 1083 nucleotides. RefSeq names its product glucose-6-phosphatase catalytic subunit 1-like. The transcript has 5 exons. Gene Ontology annotation, cellular component: membrane. The coding region runs from base 1 to 1083 and encodes 360 amino acids. NCBI's taxonomy places the organism in Eukaryota, Metazoa, Chordata, Ceratodontiformes, Protopteridae. Gene Ontology annotation, biological process: gluconeogenesis; glucose 6-phosphate metabolic process. Gene Ontology annotation, molecular function: glucose-6-phosphatase activity. The record is from RefSeq and is a predicted model, not a curated record.